UCCUGUUCUUGACGUAUGCAUCACAAACAGCCGGUCCGGCGGCAGACAGCAGCUCGUACCAGGCGUAGCUGCACGCAAAUCAUACCGUUAUACAUUUAAUUUUUAAUAACAGUAUUAAAAUAGGGUGACUAAACCCGUAUUGCAGCGGUCGAGGAGCGUUUUGGGGCCAACAUGUCUGCCAGCGCGGUGUACGUGCUGGACCUGAAAGGCAAGGUGCUGAUCUGCCGUAACUACCGGGGCGACGUCGACAUGUCGGAGAUCGAGCACUUCAUGCCCAUCCUGAUGGACAAGGAGGAGGAGGGCAACCUGUCUCCCAUCCUGGCCCACGGAGCCGUGCGCUUCAUGUGGAUCAAGCACAACAACCUCUACCUGGUCGCGACAUCUAAGAAGAACGCCUGUGUCUCUCUGGUUUUCUCUUUCCUCUAUAAAAUUAUCCAGGUUUUCUCCGAGUACUUCAAAGAGCUGGAGGAGGAGAGCAUCAGAGACAACUUCGUCAUCAUCUACGAGCUGAUGGACGAGCUGAUGGACUUUGGUUACCCUCAGACCACCGACAGCAAGAUCCUGCAGGAGUACAUCACCCAGGAGGGCCACAAGCUGGACACCGGCGCCCCCCGCCCCCCCGCCACCGUCACCAACGCUGUGUCCUGGAGGUCCGAGGGCAUCAAGUACAGGAAGAACGAAGUCUUCCUCGAUGUCAUUGAGUCUGUCAACCUGCUGGUGAGUGCGAACGGGAACGUGCUGCGCAGCGAGAUCGUCGGCUCCAUCAAGAUGCGAGUCUUCCUGUCCGGGAUGCCGGAGCUGAGGCUGGGCCUCAACGACAAGGUCCUGUUUGAGAACACCGGACGAGGGAAGAGCAAGUCGGUGGAGCUGGAAGACGUCAAGUUCCACCAGUGCGUCCGUCUGUCGCGCUUCGAAAACGACCGCACCAUCUCCUUCAUCCCCCCGGACGGAGAGUUUGAGCUGAUGUCCUACCGUCUCAACACACACGUGAAGCCUCUGAUCUGGAUCGAGUCCGUCAUAGAGAAACACUCACACAGCAGAAUCGAGUACAUGAUCAAGGCCAAGAGUCAGUUCAAGAGGAGAUCCACAGCCAACAACGUGGAGAUCCACAUCCCAGUGCCCACCGACGCCGAUUCGCCGAAAUUCAAGACCACCGUGGGCAGCGUCAAGUGGAUCCCAGAGAACAGCGAGAUCGUCUGGUCCAUCAAGUCUUUCCCGGGUGGUAAGGAAUACCUGAUGAGAGCCCACUUCGGUCUGCCCAGUGUGGAGGCGGAGGACAAGGAGGGCAAACCUCCCAUCAGCGUCAAGUUUGAGAUUCCCUACUUCACCACCUCUGGCAUCCAGGUACGCUACCUGAAGAUCAUUGAGAAGAGCGGCUACCAGGCUCUGCCCUGGGUGAGGUACAUCACUCAGAAUGGAGAUUACCAGCUGAGGACCCAGUAGUGACGACGGGCCGGCCCGGACUCAGUCACCCUCUGCUGGACACACGGUUGGAGAAACUGCAAGGCGCCGGUGGAUGAAAACCUUGGACGGACCUCAGGCUGCGUUCACACAGGAACAGGGAUGUCAGAUUUUUAAAGAGGCUGUAUUGAUCUUUUGGAAAAAGAUCAGAUGUGGGUCACGUCGGGUUAAAAAUGUCAUGUUCCUGUUCCUGUUCCUGGAUGGAUGGAUGGAUGGAUGAAGCGUAGAUGCACAUUUUGCUCCGGCUCCUGCUGUGUUUUAUGGACGUUUUAUGAUCAGCAUUCUUUUACCGGUUUUAUUAGCAUUUUUCUGUUUUUUUUUUUACACAUGAUUUGAGUUUUAAAACCUUGGUGCCAAAACACCACGAGGCACUUACAUUUACUGAAAGUGGCAACAAAAAGAAUCCGUUUUAUUGUGACUUGUGUUUUGUUACAGUUCACCGCCAAACGCAGUGAUGCCAUUAUUACUAUUAUUAUUAUUAUUAUUAUUAUUAUUAUUAGUUCGAUUGCAGGUCAAAUUAGGUCAGUCGCCGACAAGCAUUCCCCACACUGCGCUUACCUCAAGGCUGAAUACAUUCUCAAACCUUUUUAACUGGCUGGAGUGAAAGAUUCACAUCAGCUCAAACACUGAACUAAGGAUGUUAGCACUUCUCUACUAACGGCUUUAAGUUGUCACUGCAGUUACUUUACAUUUACUCGUGUCUGAAGUUAAAACUCGCAAAAACCUCUGGAGGAAUCUUGUCGAAGACGUUUGAGAAUCAGUAACUCAGACGUUUGGAUCCACUCUGAACUUUUUGAGCGUCUGUGUUUUUGACGUGGACGGGUAUAUCUGCCUCAAGGAGGAAGGAGUCGCAGGAAAAGGCGCUUCUUGCCGCGCAAAAUGUGGUCAAGAUUUCCUCCAAGGUGUUGAAUUGUUCCAACUCAAAGAUUCAAGUAAAUGCAAAUUGGAUUGCAGCGACAUCUUGAGGCCGUUUGGUUUCUCUUAACCCCGACUCUGCAGGAGUAAUUUGAUAUUUAAAUCAGUUUGUCUAGAGACUCAUGUAGCUCUUUGGCACGUCCAUGAUUUCAAAAUUUCCAGUAUCAGAGGUGCUUAACGUCGUCUUUCCACAGAGCAUCUAACCUGCUGAAAAGGUGCAGCAGACCCAGCGUCAGUUUGUCUGUAAAUAUGUCAAGAAAUUAGGAGAAAAGGUGGGCGAUAAGACAGAGGAAAGCCCAGUGUUGGUCCAGUUUCUGUUCUAAAUUAAAGUACAAUAAAAACUACAUCUUGAAUCCAUCAGAUGUAGAAAUAACCUGAAUAUGACACAGUGUUACACGAUAAAAAUCCAGAUUAACUUUGUUUUGGUGAAGACGAUCACACUGGGUUAAAAAAAAAAAAAAAAAAAAAAAAAAAAAAAA
This is a messenger RNA of Myripristis murdjan (pinecone soldierfish), 2855 nucleotides long. RefSeq names its product AP-1 complex subunit mu-1. Gene Ontology annotation, cellular component: clathrin adaptor complex. The record is from RefSeq and is a predicted model, not a curated record. The transcript is spliced from 12 exons. Bases 172 to 1443 code for a protein of 423 amino acids. Lineage: Eukaryota; Metazoa; Chordata; Actinopteri; Holocentriformes; Holocentridae. Gene Ontology annotation, biological process: vesicle-mediated transport; intracellular protein transport.